Messenger RNA from Gracilinanus agilis (Agile Gracile Mouse Opossum), 631 nucleotides. RefSeq names its product sodium/potassium transporting ATPase interacting 4 (gene NKAIN4). Gene Ontology annotation, biological process: regulation of sodium ion transport. The transcript has 6 exons. Lineage: Eukaryota; Metazoa; Chordata; Mammalia; Didelphimorphia; Didelphidae. The coding region runs from base 11 to 631 and encodes 206 amino acids. The record is from RefSeq and is a predicted model, not a curated record.
CACCGGGACCAUGGGAUGCUGCACUGGCCGCUGCACGCUCAUUUCUCUCUGCACUUUACAGCUGAUUGCUGCAUUAGAGAGACAAGUAUUUGAUUUCCUGGGAUAUCAAUGGGCUCCCAUCCUGGCCAAUUUCCUUCACAUUAUAAUUGUCAUCCUGGGCCUCUUUGGAACCAUUCAGUAUAGACCUCGAUAUAUCGUGGUGUACGCAGUGUGGACAGCCAUCUGGGUCACUUGGAACAUCUUCAUUAUCUGUUUUUACUUGGAGGUGGGAGGACUUUCGAAGGACAGUGAGCUUCUGACUUUUAAUAUCUCCCAACACCAGUCGUGGUGGAGUGAGAAUGGACCGGGCUGUGUCCGGAAGGAAGCCCCAGUGGCUGGGAUCACAGGCUUGGACAGCCAGUCCUACGUCUCUGUGAUUGGCUGUACACUGGAGUAUCGGUACAUUGAAGUCAUGCACAGCUCCUUCCAGAUCCUGCUGGCGCUGGUGGGCUUUGUGUAUGCCUGUUACGUGGUCAGUGUCUUCACAGAGGAAGAAGAUAGCUUUGAUUUCAUUGGUGGAUUUGAUCCAUUUCCUCUCUACCAUGUCAAUGAAAAGCCCUCCAACCUAUUGUUCAAGCAGACAUACCUGUAA